Molecule: messenger RNA, 589 nt
Organism: Hibiscus syriacus
Lineage: Eukaryota; Viridiplantae; Streptophyta; Magnoliopsida; Malvales; Malvaceae
Exons: 1
Source: RefSeq, a predicted model, not a curated record
UCGAAGUUCUACUCGAGACCUUCCUCCUCGUAUUCAUUCUCAUCUUCGAUAGUUGCAUCCUGGUAUUGCUGAUACUCUGCCACCAAGUCGUUCAUGUUGCUUUCUGCCUCUGUGAACUCCAUCUCAUCCAUUCCCUCACCGGUGUACCAAUGCAAAAACGCCUUGCGACGGAACAUUGCGGUGAAUUGCUCGCUUACCCUUCUAAACAUUUCUUGGAUGGAUGUCGAGUUUCCAACAAACGUUGAUGACAUCGUCAGGCCCUGUGGUGGAAUAUCACAGACGCUGGAUUUCACAUUGUUGGGAAUCCACUCCACGAAGUAGGAUGAAUUCUUGUUUUGAACAUUGAUCAUUUGUUCAUCGACUUCUUUGGUGCUCAUCUUGCCCCGGAACAUAGCCGAGGCUGUCAGGUAGCGACCAUGACGAGGGUCAGCAGCACACAUCAUGUUCUUGGCAUCCCACAUUUGUUGUGUCAGCUCCGGGACGGUGAGAGAUAUGUAUUGCUGAGAACCACGGGAUGUGAGUGGUGCAAACCCAACCAUAAAGAAAUGAAGACGUGGGAAUGGUAUUAAGUUCACAGCCAACUUCCGAA